AUGUCUCAAAUCUUUUGUCUCGUUUCAGCUUCCGGCAUCACUCAGAAGUUGGUGACUCGGCGGCAUAUCAGCAAACGGACUCCGCACACGGACACCACCCACAUUUCCACCACCUCCCAUGAUGGAGGAGGCCACACCCUCUUAUCGGUGACCAAUAACACCGACACUCCCACCACGUCCGCCACCGAUCCGGAUUCCAGCGCGGCAGACAUCAGCGCCGUGGCUGCGGGACCCUCCACUGAGGAUUCUGGGAACACGACUCAUCAUUCUAUCGGAACGACCACAACAAAGGAUUCUGGGAGGACGACUCAUCAUUCCGCCGGAACGACCACAGCAAAGGAUUCUGGGAACACAAGUCAUCAUUCCGCCGGAACGACCACAGCAAAGGAUUCUGGGAACACAACUCAUCAUUCUGCCGGAACGACCACAGCAAAGGAUUCUGGGAACACAAGUCAUCAUUCUGCCGGAACGACCACAGCAAAGGAUUCUGGGAACACAAGUCAUCAUUCUGCCGGAACGACCACAGCAAAGGAUUCUGGGAACACAACUCAUCAUUCCGGCGGAACAACCACAGCAAAGGAUUCUGGGAACACAAGUCAUCAUUCUGCCGGAACGACCACAGCAAAGGAUUCUGGGAACACAAGUCAUCAUUCUGCCGGAACGACCACAGCAAAGGAUUCUGGGAACACAAGUCAUCAUUCUGCCGGAACGACCACAGCAGAGGAUUCUGGGAACACGACACAAGGCACCGCCUCCACCACUCAGGACUCUGGAAAUUCCACGGAGACUUCUGGGAUCGAUAAAACUGAUUCUGAGCCGUCAGCCUCCGUCACCUACCCCCUGCAGACCCCCUCCUACCUGAUGACUACCUACCCAUCCCCCACCUCUCACCACUUCUCCGAAUCUUCAGCCCCAUUCACUAGUGUUCCUGUUACGGCUCCCAACACCACAAUCGAUGGCCGAGGGACCGAGGCUCCGCCAAGCGAAUCAACUUUUGUGUCAACUCCCCCUUCCACCAACUCUUCAUUGUCCACCUUCCCAGGUUCCUCGAGCGAGUCGCCAUCUUCUCCUUCCGAAGUACCAGGAACGGUUCCCAAUCAGUCUUCAUAUGAUGUUUCUUCUUCAUCUCCAGUUCCUUCCACAUUCUCCACCUUCCCAUCUGAGGCCUCACCAAAUUUCACCUCCACAAAGUCUUCUGUCCCACAGACCGGCCUUCCGACCACUCCUAACCUUCUUCCAAUGUCAUCUUCACCUUCCGUACCACCAUCCUUGCCCACAACGUCCGAUGAGAACAUAGCAACAAGCACCUUCUCCAGGACUUCUUCACCACCAACCAGGGCUGACCAAACCUCCGGGGCCUAUAACAGUCCCACAACUGUCCUCAAAGAGUCCUCCACCACAGAGACUGACUGGAGGUUCCUUGAUGGGACAACCGCUGCAUUGAAUGUAACGACCUGGAGACCCGUCGUGGAAACCCAAACACCAGAAACCUCUCUGGAGGACGGAGAAACUCAGAGCAUUGUAACAACGACGCACGUGACCCAACCUCCCGCUCAGCCAACCCAUCUGAUUCCGCUGACCACUUCUAGAAAUCUACCGAUCCCAUUGCCACGUUUUACCACGCAACAGUCCCCCCAAGGUGUUCCAGAGACUACAAGUCCAGGAGGUCCAUCACUGACUACUGGUGGCCCCAGCAAGCAGGUGACCACCAUCAGAACAACCAGCGCGGAUAUAAAGACCGUCAUGCCAAAAGUGGAGACUACCAUCAGUAAUAAGGAGAAGAAGUUGCCCGCACGCACCACGGCACAACCCGGUGUAGUCACUGCGAAACCUUCCACCACCACGUCGACGAGUCCUCCAACUCCACGGCACCCAACACCACCCAGCCCCACCCUGCCGGCACCAGUCAGUGUCUGCUCCCCGAAUCCGUGUCACAAUGGCGGGAGCUGCACUCAGCGAGGGGGUCACCGGAACGGCUACAAGUGUGAGUGUCCCGCGGCCUGGCAGGGGCAGCACUGUGACACAGACGUGGACGAAUGUCUCUCCAGGCCGUGUCCAGCCCAGGCCACGUGUGUGAACCUGCGGGGCUCCUUCACGUGUCGCUGUCCGCUGGGGUACAUGAUGGAGAAAGGCGCCAGCUGUGUGCAGGUGAGAACGUUUCUCGGCCACAUUGAAAUCCCGAGAAGUUUCCUGAACGGCUCCAACGGGAAAUACACCAAAUUGCAGCAGAUCGAGGAGGAGAUCGUACAGAUACUGAAUUCCUCCUUCUCUGUGAUUGGUGGAUAUUAUCAGUCAUCGGUCACUAACAGCAGUUUCAGUAAUCGCAUCGAGCUGUCCGUCCGGAAUAUCUUCCUCCUCUCAUCCAACGUCACCCUGCACGAGCUGAGACACAACCUCCAGCGCUACAAGAAGGAGUGUCAGACCUCCACGGAGCGCUCCGCCUCCUGCCGCCUCAUACUCCACCCCCAACUCUAUUAUAUAGCCGUCAGUCUGUGUAACAUGAAGGAUCCGGGGUGUGACAACGAGACGGCGGAGUGCGCGGAUCCGUCCGGCGUUGCCCGGUGUCAGUGUAAAGCCGGAUACUUCAAAUACAGCACAACGGACCGCUCCUGCCGAGCUUGUGACGACGGCUACAAACUUCAGGAUGGAGCCUGUGUGAGAUGUCCCUUCGGACUCGGAGGAUUCAACUGCUCCAAUCGUAAGUCUCCGGAUGAUCCCGGUUGCAGGAAGAAGAAACACGACAUGAGUAAGCUGAUCUUCCGGAGCGGUGACCUCCAGAUGUCUCCGUACGCCGAGUACCCGAAGUCUCAGCGCUCCGCCGAAUGGGGCCGCGAGACCAUCGAGAUGCAGGAGAACGGGAGCACCAAGAACCUCCUCCAGAUGACCGACGUCUAUUACCCGCCCGGAUUGCGGAGCGCGGAGUUGGAGCGGAAUGGACUUUACCCGUUCUCAGGUCUCCCCGGGUCCCGGCACUCGUGUAUCUACCCCGGACAGUACAACCCGACCUUCAUCAACGAGGAGAACCGGAGGCGGGACUACUUCUAGACCUGGACCUGGAAUGCCACUGUAGAGAGAGAAUGGAGGAACUCC
Messenger RNA from Nanorana parkeri, 3090 nucleotides. It is a transcript of the gene HEG1, whose product is annotated as heart development protein with EGF like domains 1. The record is from RefSeq and is a predicted model, not a curated record. The coding region runs from base 1 to 3045 and encodes 1014 amino acids. Lineage: Eukaryota; Metazoa; Chordata; Amphibia; Anura; Dicroglossidae. Gene Ontology annotation, biological process: heart development. Gene Ontology annotation, molecular function: calcium ion binding. The transcript is spliced from 11 exons.